UUCUACCCACGCAACUUGCUGCCAAGGCAGAGUACAGAAAGAGAGUUACAGACAGACACCGGCCGGCCCACCUCGUCCGCUCGUGAACGUUCGUUCCUUCGUACGCCACCUUACGCUCCUGCUCUCCGCUUCGCCUUCGCGCGCCUCCGGCCAGCUAGCUGCCGACAACGCCCCGGCGAGUCGGCGACAAGCUCGACAGCGACCGUACGUGAAGAAGGUGGUACCGGCGGCAUGGUCGACCACCGGCAACUGGGUGUCGCCGACGCCGACCUCUACGCCGUCCUGGGGCUCAAGAAGGAGUGCUCCGACGCCGACCUCAGGCUCGCCUACCGGAGGCUCGCCAUGACAUGGCAUCCGGACCGGUGCUCCGCGUCCGGCAGCUCGGCGCGCGUCCAGGAGGCCAAGGAGCGGUUCCAGGAGAUCCAGAGCGCAUACUCCGGUCACGAUUUCUCCAUUUCACUAUCUUCUUCUGUUCUACGUGCUUUCAUUCAGAAGCACAACUAAAAGUUAUCUCCAUGGCGAAUAAGCAGAUCUUUCUGCUGCUGCCGCCUACCUGCGUGUGUAAAACUCAUAUGCCACGUACGGGGCCUCCUCUGUUUCCAAUGUUGUGCCACGCAGUGCUCUCCGACUCCGGCAAGCGGCUCCUCUACGACGUCGGCGUCUAUGACAGCGACGACGACCGCCUCGACGAGCAACAUGUGUCGGGGAUGGGCGGCUUCUUCGGAGAGAUGGCCGAGAUGAUGAGCCAGGCAACGCCAACCGAUAGCUUCGAGGAGCUGCAGCAGCUGUUCGUGGACAUGUUCCAGGCCGACCUCGUCGCCGGCGGGUUCGGCGGUGCGCCACCUAUGGGCCGCCGGGUCCAGGCCCCGGCCCCGAGUCCAUCCUGUACCUCUGGACCUACGUCUGCGCAGGCACGGCCGUCCUGUAACAAGGGUGUGAACAAGCGGUGUUCAUUGGCGAUGGGCUCUGGGACGCCGCCAAGGGCCUGUCGCCCAGGGUCCGCCUCCGGCCCCGGCCUUGACUCCAGGGGAAGUGAUGGGAGGCGAGGGGAGGAAGGGCCAUGGACGACGACGCAGGAAGACGCGAGCAUCGGCGGCAGGAAGAAGAAACAGAGGCUGUCGACGGGCCACGGCGUGUCGUCCUAGGAGGAAGCAAGGGAUGCGCGGCGCGGCCGGGGCGGCGUUGAUGCGCGCCGCCCGUGCUCUCUGCAGAUCUGACUGAGGGUCAGCAAGUUUUGGAAGAUAAUUCGCAAACUUUUAAAUUAGUUUCUUCGUUUAUUCUCUUAGAUUGAUUCUCUUGGGGUAGCACUGGUAGCUAAGUUCUAAUGUUAGACAUCUUCAAUAGAUGGUGUAGAUGUAAAAAUAAGGAAAACGAUUGCGCGCUCAGUCGGCUGAUAAUCAUCACGCUUCCAUCA
This is a messenger RNA of Aegilops tauschii subsp. strangulata, 1414 nucleotides long. RefSeq lists its product as uncharacterized. Lineage: Eukaryota; Viridiplantae; Streptophyta; Magnoliopsida; Poales; Poaceae. The record is from RefSeq and is a predicted model, not a curated record.